GGGGACGAAAAACCCUUCAUUUAUUCUUCUACAAGUUUUCACAUACCAUAUAUACAAAGUAUGACUAAACUUGCGAUCAAAGCAAUCCUAUUUUUUUAUUCUUUAAUAUUUUCCCUGUGCAACCAACCCUGUCUCUAAUUGUUAAUCUCAUUCUCUAUUUAGAUUUUUUAGCAUCUCUUUCUCACUUUCUCGUUAAGUGCAAAGCACAGGUUAUUGGGAAGGACUGCAAUAUUAUUCACUUCUCAUGCAAAAGUGAGAGAGAAUUUAAUACUUUUCCACUACACCUUAACAAGUAGUGGCAUGAAGGUAGCAAGCUUUAGAAGAGACAAGUUUCCCUUUUGUCCCUUUUAUUAAUUAUUACUACUUUAAAUCCCUCUCUUAACUCAAACGUUUCCCUCCCUCUUUCUCUCUCUUGUCUAUCCCUCUAUCUCUUUUAGUUUGGGUUCCAUUUCACCAUUUGUUUUAUAGCAGCAGAAGAGGGAAACAAAGGAAAAGAGGGUCUCCAUAAAUGAAAUGAGUGAGGGAGAGAACAGAAAAUUACAAGGAAAUGACUCAGUGCAGUGACUCUGAAAACAAUCAUCAUAACAUCAUAGUGGAGGGACGAAAAGAUAGCUUAAUCAGAACUUGUCCUACUUGUGGUCACCAUAUCAAAUGCCAAGAACAGGGUGGUGGAAUUCAUGACUUGCCUGGACUGCCUGCUGGAGUGAAGUUUGAUCCCACGGAUCAAGAGAUUCUUGAACAUUUAGAAGCGAAGGUGCGAUCUGAUAUUCAUAAGCUUCAUCCCCUAAUUGAUGAGUUCAUUCCAACUCUUGAAGGCGAAAAUGGAAUCUGCUAUACUCAUCCAGAGAAGUUGCCAGGAGUUAGCAAAGAUGGCCUGAUCCGGCAUUUCUUUCACAGGCCUUCCAAGGCAUACACAACAGGAACAAGGAAAAGGAGAAAGGUGCACUCAGAUGAAGAUGGAAGUGAGACACGUUGGCACAAAACUGGUAAAACCAGGCCAGUCUACAACAUUGCCAAGUUGAAAGGUUACAAGAAAAUCCUUGUGCUUUACACAAACUAUGGAAAGCAAAGAAAGCCAGAGAAAACAAAUUGGGUCAUGCACCAAUACCACCUUGGCAGUGAUGAAGAGGAGAAAGAAGGGGAGCUAGUGGUCUCCAAGGUUUUCUACCAAACACAACCUAGACAAUGUGGUUCCCUCAUGAAAGAUUCAUCAGUUCCUCCUGGGAAACAUAUGAAGGGUCAAAGUGUGCAUGUUGAGGUAAUGAAUAAUAACAAAAACAGCAACAAUAAUGGGUAUGUUGAGUACUACCAUUCUUCAAAUUUCAUAUCUUUUGAUCAAGGAGGGCAAAAUGCUCAAGUAAUUUCUCAUUUUCCUGUCCAUGAAGGUGCUCCUUUCAUUCCUUGAAUGAAGUGGUGGAGAGUUAUAAGGUGAAAGGUUAUGGAGAAAAUAUAUUAAAUAUAUACACAUAGAAUAUUCAUAAUAUUGAGGCAUUACAAUUAUAUAUUAUGCAAAAAUAAAAUAAGUUAAUAACCUACUGUCGUUAGGAUGGGGAAAGGUGGGCAAGAAUAAGGAGAGAAAUUGCUUUAUUUGAAAAUUAAUGCAUAGAGAUAUGAUACUCGAUUAAGGAAGAAAGAGAUCGGGAGGUAAAGAAGAAGAUUUAGGUAUGUAACACUUUUCUUCCUUUGUUCCCUCUCUUUAUAUUUUUUUGAUGGUACGCACUUAGUUUCUACAUAUCAUGCUUUGUACAGUAGUGUCAAAGGCAUCAUGCCCUUGCUUGUGUAAUUAAAGACUAACCAUCAACCUGUACAAACAUGACUUUUACCUUAAGAAGUCUUGAUCGAACUACAGAAUAUUUUUGUUUUCCUUGUUCCCUGAAGUUUUAAUUUAUUGUAAACGUGAUUAUGUUUAAUUAUUGUCUUUAUAACAUAAAUAAAUGUGUUGUCGCUGAUUUUGGAA
Molecule: messenger RNA, 1957 nt
Organism: Glycine soja
Lineage: Eukaryota; Viridiplantae; Streptophyta; Magnoliopsida; Fabales; Fabaceae
Product: NAC domain-containing protein 73-like
Exons: 3
Coding region: 548-1405 (285 amino acids)
Biological process (GO): regulation of DNA-templated transcription
Cellular component (GO): nucleus
Molecular function (GO): transcription cis-regulatory region binding; DNA-binding transcription factor activity
Source: RefSeq, a predicted model, not a curated record